CAGUCAUUGUGCGGGAGGUGUCCGCUCAGUGUGUGCUGCUGUUGUGUGUGUUUCCUUCUUGCUGUGUGUGUGUGUGUGCUCGGUGCUGUGUUUUGCAUGUGAGCGUGUCUUUCAUGCACACAGCACGUACGACAGGAACGUCUCCUGCGAUCCAUUUCCCACACUGACCACACACACACACACACUCCACCAAAACGGCUCCAAAGGACACACACAGACACCUUCCUUCAGUGCUUCCAUUCCACACUCCACCCGACAACUCUGAUCAUGAUGCGCUCACGCACGUCCAAGGCUUUUGUGUUUGGGCUUGCCCUUGUGUGCUUGGGAGGUGCCGUCCUUGUCGCUGCCAACACGGACAAGUGCCCGUCCAUGUGCACGCCAGACAUUGACAAGAACCACACCGUCAUUGCGGCUGUUCCUGGACUUCGUGGCCAGGCAGGCAUCGAGCCCAACUAUGGCAACUGCCCAACGGGCAACCACCCGUACCGCUGGACUGUGUACUGGGGCGAUGGCGUCGAGAUGUCCAAGAACGAGACCGCGCUCAUGCCGUACAACGCCAUCUACUCCUACAAGCAGGCCGGCACGUACAACGUGACCAUCGCCUAUUGCAACUACCCUGCCCCAUGCUGCAUGUCCUGCUCCUACUACACCAAGUCCAUCAACGUCACCGACUAAGCUGCAACGGCGCCACGGUGCAAGCUGUGCAACACCCAACCAAUGGUGGUGGCCUGAUGUCAAAGCUGCAGCUCCGUUGUGAUGUGUUGCGUGUCUGAGUGAAAGUCAACCACAACCGCAACUCAUGUUACCCGUUUCCCUCAACCGCAAUUCGUGUUACUCGUUCCACUCACUCACCUCAACCUCUGCGCUUCGUUCAUCGUUCACUUUCGCCACGGCUGAAAAGUUGAAUGUUCACGUUCUUUACUCUUCUCUCCAACGCUUCUUCCUUCGUUACGUUGGCGUCUUGCUCUCUUGACGCAGUCAAGCCUGAAACGGCGGCACCACAAGACAAUACACAACUCAAUACACAAGCCCAACGC
Salpingoeca rosetta is the source of this 1037-nucleotide messenger RNA. RefSeq lists its product as uncharacterized. Bases 268 to 675 code for a protein of 135 amino acids. Lineage: Eukaryota; Choanoflagellata; Craspedida; Salpingoecidae. The record is from RefSeq and is a predicted model, not a curated record. The transcript has 5 exons.